AAGCGGAUCGCAGUUUGUGUUUCGGUACUCAAACCUGACCUCUUCAGUCCUAUUGGGUUUAGCAGCUUUUUCUCGUCUAAGCUACUACAACAGUCAUGAGGUGCUUUGCUUUGGUAGUUCUUUGCUUCGUAGCAACUGCUCUUGCACAAGAAGUCCCAGAAGUCAACUGGGGAAAAUGCCCAGAACUGGAGCCUACGCCUGAAGAACAGAGGUCAAAGGGCGAAGUAAUCCAGCAAUGUUUGGAGAAAAACCCACCUCCAGCUGAAGGUGCAAGCCUUACUCAGGAACAAAUUGACAAACACAGAGAAACCAUCACCACUUGCGCUUUGAAGACUGAAGGAUGGUUCGGAGCUGACAACAAAUACAACUACCAACGAGCCAAGAAAGAAAUCCAAAGCAAGAAAAUGAAGCCUGAAGCUCAAAUCCUCGCCAAGCACGAUGAAUGCAGCAAGGAAGCACAAGACAACUUCGCAGACAAUCCAAUUGCUCAAGUUCAACUCUACCAAGCUUGCAUGGACUUCCACAUCACAAAGAUCUGUGAAAUCAAGAUCACUCCCCCAGCUGGUGCUGAAGCUGCUGCAUCUGCUUAAAUUAAAGAGCUCAUUAUUUUUAAACUCCAGUGUAAAGAAGACCUUCACACAGCAAGUACAAUCUGAUGGAUUAAUCAAAAUUGAUUCUCUGUGAUCACUAUUUCAUAAACAUUAUUCGAAAGGAAGGUCUAAAAAAGGAUCGUAAUCAGCAUAAUCUGAAAACCACACUUUAUUUUUUUUUUCUUUCUAUUUUUACAGUUUUGUAUAAAUUUCAUCUGAGCCAGUGUGGAAAAUAUAUUUAUGUGAUAUAAACAUGAGCUGGAGAUUUUUGUGAUGUAAUAAAAGAUUCCGUCCACACAAAAA
This is a messenger RNA of Argiope bruennichi, 893 nucleotides long. RefSeq lists its product as uncharacterized. The transcript has 9 exons. The coding region runs from base 96 to 590 and encodes 164 amino acids. The record is from RefSeq and is a predicted model, not a curated record. NCBI's taxonomy places the organism in Eukaryota, Metazoa, Arthropoda, Arachnida, Araneae, Araneidae.